AUGGAUUAUCCCAAGUUAAUUCUACUUAUUAGUGGAAAACGAAAGUCCGGAAAAGACUUUCUAUGCGAAAAACUAAAAGACAUAUUAGAAGAAAAAUGUACAAUUAUAAGAAUAUCAGGGCCUUUGAAAAGCCACUAUGCCAAAGAACACAACCUAAAUUUAACAGAAUUAAUGAGCAAUGGAAUUUAUAAGGAGAAAUAUAGACUCGAUAUGAUAAAUUGGAGUGAUGAAGUAAGAGAAAAAGAUCCUGGAUAUUUUUGUAAAGCCGCUUGUGCAACAGUUUGUAGCACCCAAACCAGUAUUUGGAUUAUAAGUGACAUACGUAGGAAAACUGAUAUUAAAUGGUUUACUGAAACUUAUUUGGACAAAGUUAAGACGAUAAGAAUAUCAGCUGAUCAGGAUAUUAGAAUACAAAGAGGAUGGGUUUUUCAAGAAGGAGUUGACAAUGUUACAUCAGAAUGCGAUUUGGAUAAUUGGAACUGUUGGGACCUACAAUUAAUGAAUAAUUCUCCAGACGAAGGAGAACAAAACAUAGAAAAAAUACUUAAAUUUAUUAAGUUAAAUACAUAA
Messenger RNA from Brassicogethes aeneus, 570 nucleotides. The record is from the annotation of a GenBank genome assembly. NCBI's taxonomy places the organism in Eukaryota, Metazoa, Arthropoda, Insecta, Coleoptera, Nitidulidae.